Messenger RNA from Anisakis simplex (herring worm), 579 nucleotides. The record is from the annotation of a GenBank genome assembly. NCBI's taxonomy places the organism in Eukaryota, Metazoa, Nematoda, Chromadorea, Rhabditida, Anisakidae.
AUGAGCAGAACUGUUUUAAGGAACACAGUGGUUCUAUCGCAAUUGGUGAUGAAUGCGAUCAUCAAACGAUGCCUGUCAUCCGCGGCUGCUUCUCCUAGAGCAAUCACUGAGGUGGUUUUCGUUGGAGCAGCAAGAACUCCACUGGGAUCAUUCCGUUCUGUAUUCAAGGAUACACCAGUCACCACUUUAGGAGCGGAAGCCCUGAAAGGUGCUCUAAAAGAUGCAAACGUCGAUCCGAAAAUGGUUCAAGAGGCUUUCAUUGGCUGUGUGGUACCAUCGAACGCAGGACAAGGACCGGCUCGACAAGUCGUAUUAGGAGCAGGAUGCAAGGUCAGCACAAUUGUGACGGCCUUAAACAAAAUGUGUGCGUCUGGAAUGAAGGCAAUCGCGUGUGCGUCAUCGUUGCUCCAAUUGGGCUAUCACGAUUUGGUAAUCGCUGGUGGAAUGGAGAGUAUGAGCUGUGUACCGUAUUAUUUGCCGCGAGGCGAGCUUCCCUUUGGUGGAGCUCAACUCAUUGUGAGUGGAAUUUCAAUACAUCGUCUAUCACUAGAAUGUUUUUCCCUCAAUACCAUCCAGUGA